AUGUCGGCCAGUUCAAGAAUUCCCCCCAUUGCGCUGCCCUUCGUGAGUGAGCGGGCAAAGCGAACCCUGGAUUUGGUCCAAAAAUUCGUCGAUGAAGAGUGCACUCCCGCAGACGCUGUUUUCAAGGCUGAGCUCGGCGAGGGAGAUAAGAGAUGGACCACUACCCCAGCCAUCCUUGAGGAGCUCAAGGCUAAGGCCAGGAAGCUUGGACUGUGGAAUAUGUUCUUGCCCAAGAACCAUUUCAAGGAGGGCGCUGGGUUCAGUAACUUGGAGUAUGGACUGAUGGCGGAGUAUUUGGGCAAGAGUCGGGUGGCCAGUGAGGCUACCAACAAUGCCGCACCGGAUACUGGAAAUAUGGAGGUGUUCGCGAAAUAUGGCAGUGAGGCACAAAAGAAACAGUGGCUCGAGCCACUCUUGGAGGGCAAGAUUCGCUCAGCUUUCCUCAUGACGGAGCCGGAUACCGCCUCCAGUGAUGCCACAAAUAUCAGUCUUGAUAUCCGACGAGAGGGUAACGUAUAUGUCAUUAAUGGCCAGAAAUGGUGGUCAUCCGGAAUCGGUGACCCAAGAUGUAAAGUCUACAUCGUCAUGGGCAAAACCGACGCCAGCAAUCCCGACCCUUACAAGCAGCAAUCCGUCGUCCUUGUCCCCUCCGAUACACCCGGCAUGACCAUCCACCGCAUGUUGAGUGUCUACGGCUAUGACGAUGCCCCCCACGGCCACGGUCACAUUAGCUUCAAGAACGUUCGUGUGCCUGUCUCUAACAUUGUCCUUGGUGAAGGCCGCGGUUUCGAAAUCAUCCAAGGCCGCCUUGGGCCCGGCCGCAUCCACCACGCCAUGCGCGCCAUCGGCGCCGCCGAGCGUGCUCUCGACUACCUCAUUGCCCGUGCCAACGACCAGUCGCGCAAGCCCUUCGGCAAGACCCUGGCUGAGCACGGUGUCAUUCUUGAAUGGAUCGCCAGGUCACGCAUUGAGAUUGACGCUGCGCGUCUCGUCGUGCUGAAUGCCGCGAUCAAAAUUGAUCUUGGAGAUGCCAAAGGUGCGCUGAAGGAGAUUGCGGAGGCCAAGGUGCUUGUGCCGCAGACUGCGCUGACGGUCAUUGACCGUGCGGUGCAGGCCCAUGGCGCUAUGGGUGUCUGUCAGGAUACCCCGCUUGCUAACAUGUGGGCGAAUAUUCGGACGCUGAGGCUUGCGGAUGGUCCUGAUGAAGUGCAUUUGCAGCAGAUGGGGAGGAGGGAGAAUAAGCAGCGCAGGGAUGAGUGCACGGAGAAGAUCAGGAGGCAGAAGGAGAAGUCGCAGCAGCUGUUGAGUGCUAAGGGACUGAAGAGUCAGCUGUAG
Messenger RNA from Paracoccidioides brasiliensis Pb18, 1335 nucleotides. RefSeq lists its product as uncharacterized. Bases 1 to 1335 code for a protein of 444 amino acids. The transcript is spliced from 4 exons. The record is from RefSeq and is a predicted model, not a curated record. Gene Ontology annotation, molecular function: flavin adenine dinucleotide binding; oxidoreductase activity, acting on the CH-CH group of donors.